This is a messenger RNA of Triticum dicoccoides, 3153 nucleotides long. RefSeq names its product disease resistance protein RGA5-like. Bases 1 to 3153 code for a protein of 1050 amino acids. The transcript is spliced from 5 exons. Gene Ontology annotation, molecular function: ADP binding. NCBI's taxonomy places the organism in Eukaryota, Viridiplantae, Streptophyta, Magnoliopsida, Poales, Poaceae. Gene Ontology annotation, biological process: defense response to other organism. The record is from RefSeq and is a predicted model, not a curated record.
AUGGCGGGGAUUCUUGUGAGUGCAGCGACGGGGGCCCUCAACUCCAUCGUGGAGAAGCUGGGCACUCUGCUGGUAGACCAAUACAAGCUGCACACGGGGGUGCGCGGCGAGAUCAAAUUUCUGACUGGGGAGCUCACAGCCAUGAACGACUUUCUCCUGAAGAUGUCUGAGGAGGAGGACCCUGACCAGCAAGAUAAGGUAUGGAUGUCCAAGGUGCGAGAGCUCUCCUAUGAUAUAGAGGACUCCAUUGAUGACUUCAUGCAAGACGAAGACGACAAAGACGCUAAGCCAGAUGGCAUCAUAAAAAAGAUCAAGCACAUUCUGGGAAAGGUGGGGAAGAGGAAGGCUCACCAUCAGGUGUUCCAAGAUCUAAAGAAACAAGUCACUGAGGUGGCCGAGAGGAAUCAAAGGUACCAAACUCGUCACGCCUUAUCCAAGGCCAGAAAUUUGACUGUUGACCCUAGAGCUCUUGCUAUCUUUGAUCUUGCCUCGACGCUCGUCGGAAUUGAUGAACCCAAAGCUGAGCUAAUCAAACUGUUGAUUGACGGUGUGUCGAUAAAUCGGCAACCGAAGCUGGUCUCCAUAGUAGGAUCUGCAGGAAUCGGCAAGACAACUCUUGCAAACCAAGUGUAUCAAGACCUCAAAAGAAAAUUCAAAUAUCGGGCCUUCUUAUCCGUGUCGCGAAAUCCAGACAUGAUGAAUAUCAUGAGAAUUAUUCAUAGUCAAGUUAGUGGUCUACGUUUUGCUGACACUGAAGCAGGAAGCAUACAACAAGUCAUCAUCAAUAUCACGACUUUCCUAGCAGAAAAAAGGUAUUUUGUUGUCGUUGAUGAUAUAUGGGAUGUGGCUGCAUGGAAUGUUAUUAAGCUUGCAUUCCCCAAGACUAGUUCUCGCAGUAUCAUAAUCACCACUACUCGUAGAAAUGAUGUUGCCGAAUCAUGCAGUUCAUAUUUCAGUGGCAAUAUUUAUGGGGUAAGGCCUCUUACAGUGGUGCAUUCAAGACAGCUAUUUCACAGAAGACUAUUCGACUCCCAAGAAAAUUGCCCACCAUACCUUGAAGAAGUAUGUGAUCAAAUCUUGAAAAAAUGUGCUGGGUUACCUUUGGCAAUCAUCGCUGUUUCUGGUUUGUUGGCUAACAUAGAAAGAACAGAGGACCGAUGGAACCAAAUGAAACAUUCAAUUUGUCGUGCACUUGAAACAAAUCCUUACAUUGAAGGAAUGAUGAAGAUAUUAUCAUUUAGUUAUUUUGAUCUGCCUCCUUAUCUAAAGAAUUGUCUCUUAUAUGUGAGUAUGUUUUCGGAAGAUUCUUUUAUUGAGAAGUAUGAUUUGAUAAGGAGGUGGAUAGGUGAAGGAUUCAUUCAAAAAGAAGACGGAUAUACAACACAUGAGGUAGGAGAAAGGUGUUUUAACGAACUCGUCAAUAGGUGUUUGAUCCAAUCCGUCGAGACAAAUGAAUAUGGUAAAGUGAAGGCCUGCCGAGUUCAUGACAUAAUUCUUGAUUUCAUAAUAUCCAAGUCCACCGAAGAGAACUUCAUUACUUUCCUUAGUACUCCCAUUCCGACAACUGGGACAGAAAGCAAAGUCAUUCGUCAAUUAUUUUUGCAAGGCGUCAAGGAAGGAAAUUCAACAAUACCAACGACAGGUUUGGAUCUGUCCCAUGUCCGAUCAGUCUCUGGAUCUUUUGUGGAAAUGCCUUCUUUGGAGAAGUUUAGACAUCUGCGUGUUCUCAACUUACACGAUUACCAACGAUUGGGAGAACAAAAUCUUGAAAAUAUAGUGAGGCUGUUCCAGCUAAGGUACCUGAGCUUCAGACAUAUAGGAAUAAGAAAGCUCCCAGAACAAAUUGGACGUUUAGGGUGCUUAGAGAUCCUGGACCUAAGAGAAACUGAUGUAAUGGAAUUACCUGCAUCUAUUGUUGAUCUCAGAAAAUUAUCACAUCUACUUGUUGAUGUUGGUGUUAAAUUUCCUGAUGGUGUUGCGAACAUGCAAGCAUUGGAGACGUUGAAAUUGGUCAGUGUCUCCAGACAAUCAUUAGACUUUCUGUCAAGCCUUGGCCAGCUGAAAAAUUUGAGGAAUCUGGUCCUUCACAUUAGGUUCAAUGUUAAUUCUGACACUGGGCAUACAAAUGUGAUUGGGGAGGUCAUCUCUUCCCUGUGUAAGCUAGGCACCCAGAACCUUCGCUCUCUGACUAUUAUGGAUUUGAGCGGCCUCUUACAGGAACCUUUGUGCCUGCCUACCCUCGAGAAACUUAUCAACUGCUCUUUAGCCAUCCCGCAGAUUCCGAAAUGGCUGAGCUCCCUCAAAAACCUCCAACAGUUAAUCCUUCAAGUGGAUGGAGUCAAGCAGGAUGACCUAUGCAUGCUUGGGGCCUUACCCACUCUGCUCAUUCUGCACCUCACGCAGAGAACAGAGUCAAGGAAUAAGCUCAGAAUAAGUGGUGAAGUUGGGUUCCGGUCAUUGAGGAUUUUUAUUUAUGAUGGAAAUGGUGUAUCCCCGGUAGCUCUGAUAUUUGCCGCAGGAUCCAUGCCCAAGCUAGAAAAACUCAAGCUUGUUUGCCACGUAAAUGAAUCUGACUCUCCGAGCUUUGGAAUCGAGAACCUCCCCUGCCUGCGUACUGUCAAAUGCUUUGUAAAUGGCAACGAUGGCAUUGUUGAAGCCGUAGAAACUGCCGUGGAGACAGCAGCGAGCACACAUCCCAACCACCCUAGUCUAGGCUUUUGGAAAGGUCGAGCUCCAGGUGGCUACGAUCCUGGUCAUAGCAGUGUAGGGAGGCAGUUAUCUAUGUCAAAUGCUGGAGAUGAUGGUUACGAACAAGGACAGAGCAGUCAGGUAGAAGGAGGAAAUGCUUAUGGUUAUGAACCAGGGCAGAGUGGUCAGGUAGAAGGAGAAAAUGCCGAUGGUGAUUACAAUGGAGAGGUGGACACUGACGAGGUAGAUGGGCACAUGCAGGACCAGAUGGAAGAAGAAGACACCGAUGUUGAAAGGGGUCAUGCCGAUGAUUCUGACGAGUCAGAUGAAGAAGAAAAUGCAGAGGAGGUCCCGAAUCCUCACUACACCAUAACACUAAUGCAAAGGCAGAUCAUUUUGUCCUGGCAGACUGGUCAUAGCACAGGAUCUAUAAUUGCUGGCAGUGAAACUGCCGGCACAAACUAG